AUGGUUUGUGGCCUUCAGUACUCAGAUCCCAAACCGGAUAAAACUGAUAACCUGUCCGCAGAACACAGUGAAGCCCCAGAAGCCCCAUGGCUCGUGAACAUCUAUGGCAAUGGCCAGAGAUGCCAAGGAAUUAUCCUAAGCAGUCUGUGGGUCCUGACAGCAGCCAAUUGCUUCUUGCUGAUGAAUCCGAGCCAAGUAGAGUUGACUGGAUCUCCUGGGCAUUUCUCUACCAAGACAGUGAGUCAGUUCCUGCUACAUCGGGGCUUCAGUUCUUGGAAUAAAGCACCCAAUAAUGAUCUGGGACUCAUCUUGCUUGGCCAGCCAGUUAAUUUAAGAACAAACAACACGUGGCCAGCUUGUAUCCCUCAGGAAGAGAAACCAUACAAUACACAGGAAGAAUGUAGGAUUUUCGAACGAGGCCAACAGGGUGAAUGGUUCCUAAAGGAGACCAUGGUGGAGGCUUUGAGCAUAUCUGACUGCUCCAAGCAUUGGCCUGACACUACAGAAAGGCGGAACUUGUGUGUUACAAAAAAGGAAUCUCCCAAACUUACAUCUUGCAAGGUGCCAGUGGGCAGUCCCGUGAUCUGUCAAGAUCCAGCUACCUGGGAUUGGGAGGUGAUGGGCCUUGUAAGUCAGAGCUUGCACAACUGCACAGUCCCUAUCCUGGCUUCUCAGCUUUUAUCCCAUCUACAGUGGCUGAAGCAAGUGGGAGCCUUAGAGAAUCCUCUCCAGCCAGAAGAUAAAUUACCUUCAGCAGCUGGACAGCAACCUGUAACAUUAUUGAAACCACCAACAGUUCAAACACCAUCAGUAGCCCUCCAAGUGCCUGUAACACUUCCAGUUGCAGAACAAACAUUUAAACUGCCACCACCAGAAGCAGCCAUAACAGCCUCAUUGCCACAAGUGCAAACAACUACAACGACCACCACUCAAUUGCCAUCAACCAAUCUGCCGUCACAGGAAGCAACUACAGCAACCACUACUGCAUCUCCACCAACCAAACCUCCAGCACUGGAAACAAUCACAAUAACAGAAGCAACCAAACUACCACCAGUGGAAACAGCUACAACCACCACCACUCAAUUUCCAUCAUCCAAUCUGCCAUCACAGGAAGCAACUACAGCAGCCACCAUUGCACCUCCACCUACCAACCCUCCAGCACUGGAAACAAUCACAAUAACUGAAGCACCACAGCUAGAAAGAACCAUGACAACCAUAUACUCAUUAACCCAAACUGCAGAGCAACUUAGUGUAGUGUCUCUAACUACAAAGAAUUCUAUUUUGUAUUCCUCAGAAAUAGCAAAACCUGCCCAAGAGGCAAAUAAUGUAAUUCUUACAACAGCCCAUGAAUCAUCACCUAUAACAUCUGCAUCCUUCUCCCCAACCACAGAACCACAGCAUGCGGCACCAACGAGUUCUGGCCAGUUGCCACAGGAAGCAUCUUCCAUUCCAGGAUGGUCUACAACUGCUGGGAAGGCAUCAACCAAACUCUCUUUCACACCUCAACAGCAAUCAUCUGUAACUUCCAUAACAACACUUAAGUCACCAUCUGUUACCUCUUCCACAACCAAAAAAAGCUCUGAAACAAUGGUAGCAACAAAACCCUUUUCCCAAACUCCAGAGCCACAGCAUGUAAUACUUACAGCUACUGGGCAGCCACCACAGGCAACAUCUUCCAUCAGAGGGCAAUCAUCUGUCACGGCCAUGCAAACUUUGGUAGCACCCACAACCAGGCAAUCACUCCAAACGUCAUCAACUGUCAUACAUCACCAUUUAGUAAUAUUGCCACCUACCUCCCCAAGGCAGUCUAAACCUUUGUCACCUCCAAGCACAAGAUAGCGCUUCUUCCACAGCUCUAUUAUUCACACUUGAAAUUUCAGUCCACUGGUUUUAUGGGACUGAGCCCCAGGAGAAACCAUGAGGAAGACCUCUCACUUGAUCCUGCUCUGGCAUGUCUUCCCAACCCAAUAAGAUAAUUCCCAUCUUGUAAUUCUUUGAGCAGAUAACAUGAAUGCACAGAUAAGGAUGGCAUGAAAUAACAGCUCCCACACUUAUCAGCAAGAUGGCAAUUCACAUGGAUCGCAAAGUUGAUGAAUGAUGUGACUAAGAACUUCUAUAUCCUCUUUCCUCUCAAAAUCUGGGGCUUGCCGGUCAUCAAUCUUUCCCAACCCCAACUUGCCAUCCCUUUGGAGUGGAAUAUAUUACAAUA
Python bivittatus (Burmese python) is the source of this 2209-nucleotide messenger RNA. Lineage: Eukaryota; Metazoa; Chordata; Lepidosauria; Squamata; Pythonidae. The record is from RefSeq and is a predicted model, not a curated record.